This is a messenger RNA of Eruca vesicaria subsp. sativa (arugula), 486 nucleotides long. Lineage: Eukaryota; Viridiplantae; Streptophyta; Magnoliopsida; Brassicales; Brassicaceae. The record is from the annotation of a GenBank genome assembly.
AUGGAGACUCCACCAUUUAUUCGAAGUUUCGGGGACAAUCAAAGCUCGUUGAUGGAUCGGUUAGAGAGGUUAUCUUUCGAGGCACACCUCAACAAUGCAUUGCUUGGUCGGAGCCUAUCUGAGUCUGGUUUCUCUUCCAUGUACAAUGCUGUCAUAGAUGAUCCUCCACCAGUACAUGAGGAGAAACAGCCAUGCCAACAACAAGUUCGAAAAGGGUUACGUUUGAAUAAGAUGUUGAAGAAUCUUAUGAAACCGAUUAGAUACUGUGGCAGAAGAAUCAGCAGAGGGAAGAAACAGGAGGCAGCGUUUGAGUUAGAUGCUAGGAGCUUUAAGAAGUGGCAAACUUUCAGCAAAUCUGUUCGUUUAUUUUGAAGUUUUUUUAGUUAGUAGUUAUCUUUCUACUAAUGACAGUAUUAACUACAAAAAAACAUAUGUACUUGUGUUUAGGGGAGGCUGAAGUUUAGCAUUUGUUUUUAUUUGUUGGUA